UUCACAAUCCGUACACGGACGUAAACAGUACUCAAUACAACUUUAAAAAAAUGCUUCCAUCAUAUCUCUCGUAUGUUAGUAGCCAAUCGGUUGACAAUAGUAGGGAAUGUCUAAAUAACCAUGGCAGUGAAUCUGUAAGCUCAAUAUAUCCGGUCGAGCAAUAUAUGUUACGCACUCAACUGCUGCUACUAGACUACAAACAGUUCAUGGCCGCUCGCACCAUACAAAGACAUGUUCGUGGCUUUAUCGUUCGUCAGCGAAUGCAGAGAGAGCUGAAAGCAGCCAUAAUUAUUCAGAGGGCUUGGCGUCGAUGUGCGGCCAAGCGACAUCUGAUUAUUUUCGCACAGGAGCGCACUCAGGAGUCAAUACAGAUCAUGUACCACGAUUCGUGUGUAAAGAUACAGUCCUACUUCCGCGGCUGGUGGUCGCGCAAGUAUGUUAACAAUAUGCUCUUCCUCAAGAACAUGCAGCUGCAAUGUGUGGAGGAGCUGAUCUAUGCGUAUGCCUUGAAGUUGCACACGAUGAUGCGAACUGGGCAUCUGCCAGGAUAUGCUAGUUUGUGUAAGGAGCCGCACAGUUCUAAAGUAAAUGACCUGCUAACGAUAUUGACCUAUCGAUUCUAUAAUCGAUAUGUGUGCAAUAAAUAUAUGGUAAGGAAAUCUGAUAUGGAGAAACAUCGUCGCGAUUUCAUGGAUGCCGCUUUUCGUACUGGUCUGCCAUUCAUGGGCUUCAAUCACAAUAGUGCAUGCAAGCGAUGGGCACCUCAAUAUGAUAUUAUGCCCAAAGAGUAUGAAAAUCGUGAAUACGACAUUUUACAGAUCUUUUUGACACAGAGUCGAAUGACCGAUUUACAGAAACGAUUUCUGGAAAAAGAAAGGGCAUUAAGGAAAAGUUUUCGAUAUGGUGGAAAAGAAGCGCUUUUCUGCCGAGAUGUCGCAAACAGCAUGAGAUUCUGGCGCGCCUGUGAUGUGUGUAAGGAUAAGGUCACGGACAGCCUAAUGGGCGAUCAAUUUAAAAAUUAUCUAUCCAAUAUCAAAUUUUUUCUGGAGCAAAUGCAAUUUGUGGCCAACUGCAAUUGCUCGAUGGAUAAGAAACAGCCAGAGCUUCUAAAAUGCAGCCCGAAAUCACACAAAAAACCAGUUCUACCUACAAGCCCAAAGAAGAAGGAAAAACAUGUACAAAUAAUGGCGCAAUAAGGCAAAAAAAAAAAAAAAAAUUAACCAUAGACAUGUUUAUCGUAAAGUUUAGCGAAACUAAUGGAUGUAAAAAGGAGUAGAGAAUAUAUAGAGUUUAAUGAUUUAUGUUUACGCAUUGACAAAUAAAUUGUGCCAGCAUAUGAAUGCUAAA
Messenger RNA from Drosophila arizonae, 1347 nucleotides. RefSeq lists its product as uncharacterized. Gene Ontology annotation, cellular component: spindle pole. Gene Ontology annotation, biological process: establishment of meiotic spindle localization; mitotic cell cycle; spindle organization. NCBI's taxonomy places the organism in Eukaryota, Metazoa, Arthropoda, Insecta, Diptera, Drosophilidae. The record is from RefSeq and is a predicted model, not a curated record. Gene Ontology annotation, molecular function: calmodulin binding.